Molecule: messenger RNA, 2068 nt
Organism: Bufo bufo (common toad)
Lineage: Eukaryota; Metazoa; Chordata; Amphibia; Anura; Bufonidae
Product: cathepsin D-like
Exons: 9
Coding region: 95-1288 (397 amino acids)
Biological process (GO): proteolysis
Molecular function (GO): aspartic-type endopeptidase activity
Source: RefSeq, a predicted model, not a curated record
GCGGGUCAGGUGACGGGUCACGUGUGUAUAAGAGGGCGCUGUGCGGAGUGUGAAGAUUGUCAGCUUCUCUUCCUGCCUAGUGUCCGCCGCCGCCAUGGACUCGCUGCUCCUGUGGACUCUGCUCCUGGGCUGUCUUCUACUACAGCCCGGGUCUGCGCUCGUCAGGAUCCCGUUGAAGAAAAUGCCGACGAUCCGUCAUACGAUGGCCGGCGCUGUCGACGAGCUACAGAAAUUGAUUGGAACAAAUGGGAAAUAUUAUGGAGGGUUUCCUUCUUCCAAAGAUCCCACUCCGGAGAAGCUCCUGAACUAUUUAGAUGCCCAGUAUUAUGGCGAGAUUGGCAUUGGAACCCCUCCACAGCCCUUCAUGGUGGUGUUUGACACUGGUUCCUCCAACCUCUGGGUGCCAUCAGUCCACUGCUCCCUCUUCGACAUUGCCUGCUUGGUACACCAUAAGUAUGACUGCUCCAAAUCCUCAACCUAUGUUAAGAAUGGUACAGACUUUUCCAUUCAGUAUGGCAGCGGGAGCCUCUCCGGAUACAUCAGCCAGGACACUGUAUCGAUCGGGAGCAUUGCAAUAAAAGCCCAGCUUUUUGCAGAAGCUAUAAAACAGCCCGGUAUUACAUUUGUGGCAGCGAAGUUUGAUGGCAUUUUGGGCAUGGGCUAUCCUCGGAUCUCUGUGGAUGGAGUACCUACUGUGUUUGAUGACAUCAUGGAUCAGAAGCUUGUAGAUGACAAUGUUUUCUCAUUUUAUUUGAACAGGAACCCUACUUCUGAGCCAGGAGGAGAACUGCUCCUCGGGGGCACUGACCCAACAUACUACACUGGAGACUUCAACUACUUGAAUGUGACUCGUAAAGCAUAUUGGCAGAUUCAUAUGGACCAGUUAGGCGUUGGAGACCAGCUGGCUCUAUGUAAAGGUGGCUGCGAGGCCAUUGUGGACACGGGGACCUCUCUGAUCACUGGCCCAGUAGAAGAAGUGACUGCCCUGCAGAAAGCUAUUGGAGCCAUUCCACUGAUCCAUGGAGAGUACAUGGUGUUGUGUGACAAGAUCCCAUCGCUGCCUGUAGUUACAUUCAGAUUUGGAGGAGUGGACUACAGCUUGACUGGAGAACAAUAUGUGCUGAAGGUGACUCAAUUUGGCCGGACCGUUUGCUUAAGUGGCUUCAUGGGCCUCGAUAUUCCUCCUCCAGCUGGACCUCUGUGGAUCAUCGGAGAUGUGUUCAUUGGCCAAUAUUACACAGUCUUUGACCGGGCAAAUGAUCGUGUUGGGUUUGCAAAAGCAAAGUGAUUCUAUCAGCUACUGACUCCCCCCCACCUCUUGGUUUAUAAUUUUUACUACAAAAAUCUGUCAGUCACAGCCCAUCUUGAAUGGCUCUCCAGCCCACUCCAUAGUAUAGUCACCACAUUUCCGUUAUUUUUCCAGACCGGAUAACCUAAGUCUACUACUGAUCCACCAGCUGGAGAUGAAGCAAUCACAUGCUUAUCAAUGUCUUCGAUGCAGAUAUUUUUGGGUGACUUCCACUCCCCUAGACUCAUGCACUGUUAAUCUUUAUGGAUUUCCUAGUGAAUCCAUCCCGUUGUUUCAAAUGCAUAGAUUUAGACUACCUUCAGACAGCCAUAAUACUGCUCUACAUCUCACAUCUUUUGUGCCAAGAACUGUAACAGAUCCAAGCAAAGCAGGAGAACUUUCCCUAUACAUUUUGCCUGGUAAUAAGUUCUCCUCAUUGCACUGAUGGAAGAUGAUGCUAUUCUUGUUUGGAGCUGUAUUAUGGCGGUCUGUGCUUAUCCUACAAGGGCUGGGAGGCUCGUAUUUAUAAUCAUUGGAUAGGCACCAGUUGUGGUUCUGAAUAGAAUUUACAGCACUUAAUCAUAUAUUCUUCUUGCCCCUGAAUUCUUGUCAAGCAAUAUGGCCACAUUCAAUGACUGCAGUGUAUUUGGAUCAAAGGAAUCUUUCUAACCUACUUUUGUUUUCUGUAGAUUACUACCCCCCUUUUUUUUUUUUUUUGUCUUGCAGACAAAAUUUGCUGAUUUAAGUGGUUUACUGGAAUUAUAUUUAAUUUAGGGUAGU